AAUGCGACAAUGCAAUGGACCCACCCGCCCAAGGCAACGAGAGCUUGAGGUAAGCUCCAUCAAUACGUACCUCCGUCCGUGCGUCAACGCCAGCCCAUUGCCCGCCUGCCGACCGUUCAGUUGCAUCAACACAACAACCCAAUCUGGAACCAGUUCACCCAUCAAACAAACCAUUUCAUCUGCCAUAUCCGAGUUCUUCGGCCUGCGAACUUACCGGUCUACCCACGACCCCGAUAAACAGUCGACCAAGCCCGCGCCCCAACACAGCCUGACGUCACCUUUCCCCCACCUAAACAAACCGCCAGUCGUCGCAUUAUCUCCAUAAUAAUGGCGGACCAGGAGCGCCAGCAUGCCUUGGCCUCGUUCAAGGCGAAGCUGAUCGAGUCGCGAGAGUGGGAGGCGAAGCUCAAGAACUUGCGUCUAGAGCUUAAGGGGCUACAAAAGGAGUACGACCAAACAGAAGAGAACAUCAAGGCGUUGCAAAGUGUCGGCCAAAUCAUUGGCGAGGUCCUCAAGCAACUGGACGAUGAGAGGUUUAUUGUCAAGGCCUCCUCCGGCCCGAGAUACGUUGUCGGCUGCCGAUCAAAGGUCGACAAGGCGAAGCUCAAGCAGGGAACACGUGUGGCGCUCGAUAUGACGACCCUCACCAUCAUGCGCAUGCUUCCCCGCGAGGUCGACCCGCUAGUAUACAACAUGUCCCUCGAGGAUCCCGGACAAGUCAGCUUCGCGGGUAUCGGCGGUCUCAACGACCAGAUUCGUGAGCUCAGAGAGGUUAUCGAACUGCCCCUCAAGAACCCAGAGCUGUUCUUGCGAGUCGGUAUCAAGCCUCCCAAGGGUGUCCUCCUCUAUGGCCCCCCAGGUACCGGAAAGACGCUACUAGCCAGAGCUGUCGCGAGCAGCUUGGAGACAAACUUCUUGAAGGUCGUCUCCUCCGCCAUCGUCGACAAGUACAUUGGUGAAUCCGCCCGACUUAUUCGCGAAAUGUUCGGCUAUGCCAAGGAACACGAGCCCUGCAUCAUCUUCAUGGACGAGAUCGACGCUAUCGGUGGCAGGCGUUUUAGCGAGGGUACAUCUGCCGACAGAGAAAUCCAGCGUACACUUAUGGAGCUCCUCAACCAGCUCGACGGUUUCGACUAUCUCGGCAAGACCAAGAUCAUUAUGGCGACGAACCGCCCCGAUACCCUCGACCCCGCUUUGCUGCGUGCCGGUCGUCUAGAUCGCAAGAUCGAGAUCCCUCUGCCGAAUGAGGUCGGUCGUCUGGAGAUUCUCAAGAUCCACGCCUCCGGUGUGGUGAUUGAGGGCGAUAUCGACUACGAGAGUGUUGUGAAGAUGAGUGACGGCUUGAACGGUGCGGAUUUGCGCAACGUGGUUACUGAAGCUGGUCUGUUUGCGAUCAAGGAUUACCGCGAUGCGAUCAACCAAGACGACUUCAACAAGGCGGUGCGCAAGGUUGCCGAGGCCAAGAAGCUUGAGGGCAAGCUCGAAUACCAGAAGCUAUAAUAAGCCUGCCGUAAUUGGAGGAUGGGGGGUUGAGAGAGAGGAGGUAGUGGCGGUUGAACAACAACAGUGACGAACCAUCUUAGACGCGGACAUAGAAGACUUUGCGCCCUUCUUAGAUGCAAGGGGGAGGAAGAUGAUGAGCGACCUUUCAGCUGUAAUUUGUACACAAGCGAGUACCACGAUGCCCGCAGAAAGGGCGUCAGAAUGACUAUUUGAUGGCUUAUGGCGCAGUUCCCUCUACCUUGAAUCUUGGGGUGAA
This is a messenger RNA of Neurospora tetraspora, 1759 nucleotides long. RefSeq names its product P-loop containing nucleoside triphosphate hydrolase protein. Bases 328 to 1500 code for a protein of 390 amino acids. Gene Ontology annotation, biological process: positive regulation of RNA polymerase II transcription preinitiation complex assembly. Lineage: Eukaryota; Fungi; Ascomycota; Sordariomycetes; Sordariales; Sordariaceae. Gene Ontology annotation, cellular component: cytosolic proteasome complex; proteasome regulatory particle, base subcomplex. The transcript is spliced from 4 exons. Gene Ontology annotation, molecular function: proteasome-activating activity; ATP hydrolysis activity; ATP binding. The record is from RefSeq and is a predicted model, not a curated record.